This is a messenger RNA of Dama dama (fallow deer), 1780 nucleotides long. RefSeq names its product transmembrane protein 53 (gene TMEM53). Lineage: Eukaryota; Metazoa; Chordata; Mammalia; Artiodactyla; Cervidae. The transcript is spliced from 3 exons. Bases 108 to 980 code for a protein of 290 amino acids. The record is from RefSeq and is a predicted model, not a curated record.
GGAGGUGGGUGGUGAUUGGGCGGUGCCCAGGAGUCGCUUGGGUGAGGUGCAGGCGCGCGAGCGGGAGUUCCUGCCGGAGGCCCAAGCUGAGGGCCGGCUCCUUCACCAUGGCUUCAGCCCAGCUGGACUACACCAUCGAGAUCCCGGAUCAGCCCUGCCGGAGUCAGGAGAACAGCCCCGACCAAGAUGGGAAGGAGGCUGGGACUCGACUCCCUUUGGUGAUUCUCUUGGGCUGGGGAGGCUGCGCCGACAAGAACCUGGCCAAGUACAGCGCCAUCUAUCACAAAAGGGGAUGCAUCGUGAUCCGAUACACAGCCCCCUGGCACAUGGUCUUCUUCUCCGAGACCCUGGGCAUCCCUUCACUUCGUGUCUUGGCCCAGAAGCUGCUUGAGCUGCUCUUUGAUUACGAGGUUGAGAAGGAGCCCCUGCUCUUCCACGUCUUCAGCAACGCUGGCGUCAUGCUGUACCGAUAUGUGCUGGAGCUCCUGCAGACCCACUGGCGCUUCUGUCACCUGCGUGUGGUGGGCACCAUCUUUGACAGCGGUCCCGGUGACAGCAACCUGCUGGGGGCUCUGCGGGCGCUGGCGGUCGUCCUGGAGCACCGGCCUGCCGCCCUGCGCCUGCUGCUCCUGGUGGCCUUCGCCCUGGUGGCCUUCCUGUUCCACAUCCUGCUCGCGCCACUCACCGCCCUCUUCCACACCCACUUCUAUGACAGGCUGCUCGACGCAGCCUCUCGCUGGCCCGAGCUCUACCUCUACUCCAGGGCCGACGAGGUGGUCCUGGCCCGGGACGUGGAGCGCAUGGUGAAGGCGCGCCGGGCGCACAGGGUCCUGGUACGCUCCGUGGACUUCGUGUCGUCCGCACACGUCAGCCACCUCCGCGACUACCCUACUUACUACACGACCCUCUGCGUCAACUUCAUGCACAGCUGUGUCCACUGCCCUCCCCACCUCACCUCUGCCCCAGAAAUAAAUGCCUGACUCUUCCCCACAACCUACAUCCAUGGGUGGGGUCCUCUACUGGUACAGCUCCCUGCAGCUCUCGGGGUCUCUGCGGUCCUCCCGGUAGAGAGUUCCCAUGGGCCUCUGCCCUGGGGGACCAUGUCGGCCUGUUUACCCCAGGAUCCUGGGGGCAGUAGUGCCUGUGCAGGUCUCUGCAGGAGCCUUGCAGCGCUUGUGUUUGCUAAGUGCGGCAGUCAGGCUGCUGAUGCCCGUGGCAUCUAGGCUGCGAAGGGUUAAUAAAGCUGGGGGUAGGGUGAGGUUGAGCCCCAACAUUGAUCUUUGAUUGCUUGAAUGGAAGGUGAGCUUUGCAGGGAGGUGUUGGAAGGUAGGGGAAGGCUGGGGCAGGGGCUGUGAUCUGUGCUCCCAGGACCUGGAAGGGCAGGCUUUGCCCCCAAGCCUGGAGCCACAUCCCCUCGGGAGUCUGAGGUGGAAGCCAUAUGGGGAGCUGACAGGUGGGGGGCUGGUCUGUCCAGGAUCUACUACACUUUGCCAGGAAGCCACUGGACCCAGGGAAGUUGCAAGAUGUGCGUGAAGUGGGCAGAUGGUGUGGGGAGCAGGAAGACAGCAGCACCAGCUGGGAGCUGGGACAAGCUGAGUCAGGAGUCCUAAAGACCAGAACCAUUGGCCUUCAUCUCCUUGAGGGAGACCCACUUGGAUCCUCUGUAGACAGGAGCAGUGGCUUCAGCCUUAGAAUUCUGUAUCAUCUAUCAUCCUACAAGUCACUGCUGCACAAUACUGGCACAUAGUAAGCAUUCAAUAAAUAUUUGUUGAUUGAUUGA